Messenger RNA from Anisakis simplex (herring worm), 372 nucleotides. The record is from the annotation of a GenBank genome assembly. NCBI's taxonomy places the organism in Eukaryota, Metazoa, Nematoda, Chromadorea, Rhabditida, Anisakidae.
AUGCAAACGUAUUCGUUGCAGGAACAAGAAUACGGACAAUUGCUCAAAGCAGAUAUUGAUGAGGCGCAUCGUCGUAAAAUGGAAACAUUGAAGGAUAAGAAUCCAAAUGAGAUUCGUGAAGUGUAUCGUUGGAUGAACGCGGUUCGUUUCGCCGAUCCCUCCAAGAAAUUUCGUCUCAAACGUCGGGCUGUCAUCGAUGAAGAGCAACGUGAAGAGCAACAGAGGCGUGAUGCUCUCGCUAAUGGUCAAACACUAUCAGAGCAGUCUACCUCUAGUAUUGAGUCUGAAAAGAGUCGUCAAUCUCGUACAAAUGAUCUGAAUACCGAGGAAAAUAUCAAAACUUCGCCAUCAUUUCGACCAAGUUCGUUCUAG